Colletes gigas is the source of this 1221-nucleotide messenger RNA. RefSeq lists its product as uncharacterized. The transcript has 2 exons. NCBI's taxonomy places the organism in Eukaryota, Metazoa, Arthropoda, Insecta, Hymenoptera, Colletidae. The record is from RefSeq and is a predicted model, not a curated record. The coding region runs from base 1 to 1221 and encodes 406 amino acids.
AUGAUUUCGGCGAUCGUGGUGUGGGGGUUGGUUCUGAUUGGUCGGAACGACGGAGCAGCCCCGUCAGGGACGCAGACUAUGACCAAGAUGAGAGUCGCGGAUCUCGAGAGGUCGGCCACUGGAUACGUGUAUAGCCAGCAACAGGGUAUUCCGGUUUACUACAUGCGAUACACCAAUCACGGAAGCGGACGCUACUAUCAUGCACCGGACACCGUGCACUACGUCGUCGACGCCGUUGCACCUGUUGCACACGUUGCUCCUGCAACGAUGCCGCCGCUCCUGAUCCCCUAUGCGUCCUCUGUGGAUGUUUCGCAAGCUGAGAAACAGACUCGCCAAGAGACUACCGAUGAUUACGGGGACCAACGAUCGGUCCAGCACGCCGAUGUGCCCGUCACUGAAAAUAUUCCUGCCAAAGAGCUCCUUCGUUUUCAUCCUCGUACGGACGAUGGAACGCGUAAUGCAUUCGAGGAAGAGCACGAUGACAGCUACGAUAGCGUCGAACAGGAGGAUGAAAUUCCCGAGCAAGGCGAGCAGAGCGAGCACGAUGACAACGAAGAAAUUCAUGAUGUAGAUCAUUCGACAAAGAUGAACGUUGGUGGUAGUUACGAUGGGUCCUCCGAAGCUGGAGACGGUGAGUACUCUCGGCACGGGGAGAAGGCUGCCAAGGGUUAUAAAAAGCUCGAAGAAUUUGAGAAAGGCGAACGUGGUAUUGAUAGUAACGAAAACCAGAAAGGAUACUAUAGUAACAGCGGUGAACAUGACGAGGGACACGUUGACGAGGCAGAAACGUAUGGUUCCCACGAGGAAGCAGAGAAUGACCAAGAAGGAAGUGAUUAUGGACGCUCGUCGUAUCGUAACAAGGGACACAAAACCAACGGUUUUCACAAUGUCUAUUGCAAAGACGAGUACAAGAAGAAGACGGAUUUCUACGACGAUGAUCAUAAAAAGGGUUUCUCCGACAAGUACGAGAAUUUCGAGAAGGAUUACAAAGCAGACGAAGGUAAUAGUAAGAAAGGUGGUCGUCGCUCUUCAGGAAACGAUCGCCAGGAUCGCGGCAAGAAAGGAUACUACGUUAAAGGACAUCGAGAGAGUCAGGAUCAGGGUCACGCGAACGAAGAAGCUGAAAAAUCGUAUCGCGCGGAUCGCGAGAAUUACAGUGUCGAUGAAAGUUCAAAUUCGAACCAAGUACAAAAGUUUGAAAAUGAUUCCGGUCAUCGUUGA